AACAAUUCAAAUCAGACGGACUCAUCGAAAUUCCAAAUUGUUUCACUCCUUGGACUUUGACUUUGGCAUUAUCAAUAAAAAAUGUCUUCAUUCCAGAAGCAGCCACCGUUCGGUUCGUUAUCCAAGGAUGCGGCCGUUGGAUACUGCAUGAAUUAUAUGAUCAGACGAAGUCGGGUUUCGGCUUCGCCAGUUUCGAAAUCGAGCAGCGAAUCCGUUUACGAUCUGACGCCCAAUCUGGAUGAGAUCAUAGGUCGUCUGACCGAGCAGGGAAUGACUAGUUAUAGUGGGAGUGUGCUUCUCGAUGAUUACGAGAUCACUGCGAUUUGUAGCAAGGCGAGAGAGGUACUGCUGAGAGAGCCGGCACUUCUUGAGGUUCAGGCACCAGUCAACAUUUUAGGCGAUAUUCACGGACAGUUUACGAAUUUGCUGAAGUACUUCAAGAUGGCGGGAUUUCCACCACAUGCCAAUUAUCUGUUUCUGGGUGACUAUGUGGAUCGGGGCAAGCAAUCGGUGGAGACCCUCACCCUACUGUUGGCCUACAAGAUCAGAUAUCCGGAGAACAUAUUCCUGCUUCGGGGCAAUCACGAGUCCGACAGUUUGAACCGCAUCUACGGAUUCUACGACGAAUGCAAACGACGAUACACGAUCAAGUUGUGGAGAUCUUUUGUGGACUGUUAUAAUUGUAUGCCAGUGGCGGCGGUGGUUGAGCAUAACAUAUUCUGCUGUCACGGAGGAUUGAGUCCCAGCCUGUUCACCAUGGAUCAGAUACGCAUGAUUCAUCGACCCUGCGAAGUACCCGAUCAGGGUUUGAUCUGUGAUCUGCUCUGGUCCGAUCCCGAUGUCAGGACCAUCGGCUGGGGACUUAACGAUCGCGGGGUGAGCUACACUUUCGGUGCGGAUACUGUUCAGAGUUUUCUCACCCGCCACGGAUUCAGUCUUAUCUGUCGCGCCCAUCAGGUGGUCGAGGAUGGUUACGAGUUCUUUGCCAAGCGUCAACUCAUCACCAUCUUCUCGGCUCCCAAUUAUUGCGGGGAGUUCGACAAUGCCGGCGCCAUGAUGUGUGUCGAUGAGAAUCUCGUCUGCACCUUUCGCAUCCAGAAACCAAUAUCCACAAAACGCAGCUCCAAUCUGUCGAUGCUGAAUUUUUACAAGCCAUCAAGCUCGUCAACUCGAGUCAGUUCCAAACCUUUAGAGUCCACCAUGUAAAGUCCGAUACUGUCUAAAAAUGUUGUUGCUUUAUUUGAAAAGUGCUCGUAGUCCAAAAAUUGUAAUUGUUUUAACAAAUGUCGAAAAUAAUCAGCUUAGGUACAUACUAUA
This is a messenger RNA of Drosophila innubila, 1317 nucleotides long. Its product is annotated as serine/threonine-protein phosphatase alpha-3 isoform-like. NCBI's taxonomy places the organism in Eukaryota, Metazoa, Arthropoda, Insecta, Diptera, Drosophilidae. The coding region runs from base 82 to 1206 and encodes 374 amino acids. The transcript has a single exon. Gene Ontology annotation, molecular function: protein serine/threonine phosphatase activity. Gene Ontology annotation, cellular component: cytoplasm; nucleus. The record is from RefSeq and is a predicted model, not a curated record.